AACAAUUCAUGAGGGGGCGGACCAAGUAGGGCUGCCUUUGUUAACCAGAGAGGGCGCGGCCGCUGGCAUUCUCACUGCGGGCUUCUCUCAGCUGUACUUCGUUGCUAGAUCGGGUCGAGAUGUCUUACAUCCCGGGCCAGCCGGUCACCGCCGUGGUGCAAAGAGUUGAAAUUCACAAGCUGCGUCAAGGUGAGAACUUAAUCUUGGGCUUCAGCAUUGGAGGUGGAAUUGACCAGGAUCCCUCUCAAAAUCCCUUCUCAGAAGAUAAGACAGACAAGGGCAUUUAUGUCACACGUGUGUCUGAAGGAGGUCCUGCUGAAAUUGCUGGGCUGCAGAUUGGAGACAAAAUCAUGCAGGUGAAUGGCUGGGACAUGACCAUGGUCACACAUGACCAGGCCCGGAAACGGCUCACCAAGCGCUCAGAGGAGGUGGUGCGCCUGCUGGUGACGCGGCAGUCGCUGCAGAAGGCCGUGCAGCAGUCCAUGCUGUCCUAGCAGCCCACCUGUGAUCCUUACCUUGUGCCUACCUGCCUAUUUGUACAGCGACACCACUUCCACGCUCUCUGCUCCUCCAUCCUGGCUUCUGCUGCAUGCUGGGUUCCAGCUCAGAAGGGUGACAGCUGAUCCCAGAGGCCUGAGCCAGUCCUGUUUCCCCUCCCACUCUAGCCCGAGGCUCUGGGACCAGUUCUGUCUCUGGGAUACUGAGGAUUGGAAAUAAGGGCCUGGAGCUGAAUGAAGCCAGUCUGCAAUGACCAAAGCUCAACCCACUGCUGCUUCAGCAGUGCCUGGGUGAGCAGAAAACACCACUUUCUGAGAGCUGCCAAAGCUGGGAAAUGCCACUCGGGGCUGGCUUUCCCUCAUUUGCCCCGGCUGCAGGGCUUGGCCCUGCCUUCCUAUGUCACUUCCACAGUGCCCAAGCCACAUGCUGUCCACCCCGACAUUGCCCAGUGGGGGGCUAGACCCCCCACACGCCUGGAGGCACUAAGAAGGUUCAUCUGGAUGGCAGCUGGUAGCCUCCCAUGCACCCUCACUUCCCUGAGGGGUGCUGGCCUCCCCAGGGUUUGCCUACUUACAGGAUUUAGCUGAGGUUCAAACUGACAUUUCAGGGCAGCUCUCAGGAUUGCCAUUUUUCUCUAUGCCUGUGGUUUUACCUUUUGUAUUUUUUUACUCACAACUUUGAUACACAGUGUUUUUACCUUACUAUUUGGAGAUGCCAGUUCUAGUUUUGAGUUUAGCUUACUAAUUCACAUGUGGGAGCAACUACUCUUAGCAUGUGACCAGCCUUACUUUGGUUACCAAGGAAAUGGGGCAGUAUGAUGCUGCCCCACUCCCAACAUCUCAUGUCCAAUAAAGAUCGCUGGAAUUCAUGAGGGAUCCUUGCUGAGACAUGGAGUGGAAUGGGACAAGUGCUUUGGUUUUAAGGAUGGCUAACAUGUCUCCCACUGUUCUGGGACAAAGCCCAACUCUUUUUAGGCCCACCUGCCCGGGAAAGUGUGUGGCUGGUGUUGCCUUAGAAGCUUUAGUGAGGGCUGAAGUUAUAGUGGUAAAGUGCUUCCUGGCACAGGGGAAGCCCUGGUCCCAGCUCUAGUACCGUGGUGGGUGGUGGAGCCUCAGUGGAAACACCCUGUAUGUGGCAAAGGCCACAUCUAUGUCUGGGUAUACCUUCACUGCAAUUAAGGUGAGGAACCUGGGGUGUCACUGUGAAGCUAGGUUACAUAAAGGAAGUUGGGGGUACUUCAGUGUAACCUACCUUCAGUUCCCACCUGAGAGGGGCCUCAUGGGCACUCUAGGGUUCAUGGGAAAAGCAUCUGCCCCUGAGACUCUAGACAGUUUUGAUCCACAGCCAGGGACAUAACCCUGGAUGUUCCCACAAGUCGAGAGUAGCUAGGUAGUAAGCAGUGAGUGUCUAGUCCUCUGCCUACUAGCUCUGAGAAGGUGCUGCCACUUCUGGAUCCACCUUACAUUGCCAAAUCAGAUUUGUGAAGGAAAGUCCAGAAUUUGAAAUCUCCUAUUUUUAAAGUGCAAUACCCAAGGACAUAUUUUAUAAAAAUCUCUGGGUGGCCUAAAUAAAACCGGUCUAUAGGU
Ictidomys tridecemlineatus (thirteen-lined ground squirrel) is the source of this 2084-nucleotide messenger RNA. It is a transcript of the gene Tax1bp3, whose product is annotated as Tax1 binding protein 3. The record is from RefSeq and is a predicted model, not a curated record. Gene Ontology annotation, molecular function: protein kinase binding. Gene Ontology annotation, cellular component: adherens junction; postsynaptic membrane; basolateral plasma membrane. Gene Ontology annotation, biological process: neurotransmitter receptor transport, endosome to postsynaptic membrane; receptor clustering; embryo development. Lineage: Eukaryota; Metazoa; Chordata; Mammalia; Rodentia; Sciuridae.